Messenger RNA from Pongo pygmaeus (Bornean orangutan), 3885 nucleotides. It is a transcript of the gene ASPSCR1, whose product is annotated as ASPSCR1 tether for SLC2A4, UBX domain containing. Bases 1876 to 3801 code for a protein of 641 amino acids. Gene Ontology annotation, molecular function: protein binding. The record is from RefSeq and is a predicted model, not a curated record. Gene Ontology annotation, cellular component: nucleus; cytoplasm; vesicle membrane. Gene Ontology annotation, biological process: intracellular protein transport; glucose homeostasis. The transcript has 17 exons. Lineage: Eukaryota; Metazoa; Chordata; Mammalia; Primates; Hominidae.
CAGUUUUGCUCCGUCUCCCAGGCUGGAGUACAGUGGCGUGAUCUGCACUGCACGUGUGAUCUGCACUGCACGCAUGAUCUCACUGCACGCUCUGCCUCCCGGGUUCAUGCCAUUCUCCUGCCUCAGCCUCCCGAAUAUUUAAUAACUUUUUAAAGAAGGGGAAUCUUGACCAAAAGUGACUACAAAUGUAGAAGAAACAAUAAACUUGGGAAGCCAUGAUUUUGCAGCUUUACGGUGAAACAAUGAAUCUACUCAUUAACUGAUGCUAAAACUGUUGGGCAAAUGGUUAUUGGAAACACUUGAUAUUUGUGGUCUCAAAGAAUGACCUCACACAUGCCUUAAUUACUCUACAAGGAGCAAGGGAGGAAUCUGACCAUGGAGUAAUUUAGCAGACCCAAAGUUGACCAAGUGGUUAAACUUCACGUCCUCACUCGUGGCCACGCUGAUGUCCUGCACCUUCUGCUGACUUGUCACCUCCCUUCAUCAUUGCCCCAAACGUUUAACCAAGGAUCCAGACUGUGGGACAGUCUAAGGAAAAUAGGAGCAGACUCUUCGAAAAUGCCACUAAAGAAUUAAAACCCACCAGGUGAUGUGUGGCUCAGUAAGGCCCUGAGGUUGCACAGAGCAUGGGACUGGCUGGCUGGGUGGGAGGGCUGUGGCUAACCUGGGGCUUUCCCCAGGUUUCUCCAAUGUACAGAUGUCCGUGUUUGUCAGCAUACAGGUGGGUGUGUGUGACACGGAUAUGUCGUCGACAGGAAGGCACAACGGCACCCAUGCAGAGGAGGUGUCCUUAGACUCAGCAAUGACUGCCGGGUGCGGUGGCUCACGUGUGUAAUCCUAGCCCUGUGGGAGGAUUGACUGAUAACUGCACCAGUCCCCCUUCCACCGGCUUCUGUGCAUCUGAGCCCUGGCCAGGAGUCCGCAGACAGGUAGGCACAUGGAGAGAGAAGCGCCAGGCCCGGCUGAGCCAUGGAGGUGGCGGGGGCGGGGCGGAACACGUGCAAGUGCUGUCCAUGAGUGGCCCAGGUGCUGGGAGCUAAGCACAUUCGACGGCUGCGAGUCAGGAGGGCAGCUCCUUCUGGAAGCCUGGAGCUGGUGAGGCCAGGCGCUUUCCCUGCUGCGGUGGCUGGCGAUGGGAGUGUUUUCCGAGGCUUCCACCAAGCCCCUCCUCAGCAUGGGUUGGUGCGGGAAGUCCUUGAGUGCCUGUGGGUCGGCAGGAGCUCCGGUGAGACUCAAGUUCGCUCACCCCAGGGUUCUGAAACCUGUCUCCCACCUUUCCUACCCUCAGGUUUAGGGACCGUCGCAGCAGCCCUAGGGCUGCCAGAUACUGCACUCCCAUUUUAGGAUGAAAGAAAUCAGGUCUAGACUGAGGGCCACGAGCCCCAACACCCAGGGAGGAUCCGUACAGGGGCGGGGGACUGCCCCAAACCAUAAGGUCAGGAGGUGGACGCUGACCACAGGGACAGGUGGCCAGGGAAGAGUCUCAGCUGCUGGAGUGGAGGAAGCCGGGAGGGUCGGGGGAGAGCAGGGCACCGAGGUGGGGACGUGUCAGGGACGAAGCGAGGAUGGGCGAGCGCGGACGGCUGGGACACCGGGGCUCAGUGCCGCUCACUGGGGGUGACCGCGCGCCCAGCCCCGGCGAGCCCAUCCAAGCCGCGCUUCCCGGGGGCAGAGGUCGGCCGCGCUAUCCGGGUCUGGCGCGGGCUUUGGCGGCCUCAGGGUGGGGCCGGGGCGCCGUGGGUGGGGAAAGGGCGGGGCCUUGCGGGACCCGGAAGUACGCUGCGGCCCCGCCCCCUGGCCGCGUGGCUGCGCGUCCCGGCUGUUGCCGAUAAAGUUGUUUGACGCCGGCCCGGCGGCGGGUCACGUGAGCGGAAAAUGGCGGCCCCGGCAGGCGGCGGAGGCUCCGCGGUGUCGGUGCUGGCCCCGAACGGCCGGCGCCACACGGUGAAGGUGACGCCGAGCACCGUGCUGCUUCAGGUUCUGGAGGACACGUGCCGGCGGCAGGACUUCAACCCCUGUGAAUAUGAUCUGAAGUUUCAGAGGAGCGUGCUCGACCUUUCUCUCCAGUGGAGAUUUGCCAACCUGCCCAACAAUGCCAGGCUGGAGAUGGUGCCUGCUUCCCGGAGCCGUGAGGGGCCUGAGAACAUGGUUCGCAUCGCUUUGCAGCUGGACGAUGGCUCAAGGUUGCAGGACUCUUUCUGUUCAGGCCAGACCCUCUGGGAGCUUCUCAGCCAUUUUGCACAGACCAGGGAGUGCCUGCAGCACCCCGGCGGGGCCACCCCAGUCUGCGUGUACACGAGGGAUGAGAUCAGAGUUAGCGUGUGGGACGUGGCCACCCAGGCCCGAGCCCUGCCCACCCCGAGCCGAGCACCAGGAAUCGCCCCCGUGGGUGACAGCACAUUCCUGCCUCUCCUGCUCCUGGCGGUGACAGGUGAAGCCGCCCUGCGGGGCAUGACACUGCAGUCACUGGGCCUGACCGGGGGCAGCGCCACCAUCAGGUUUGUCAUGAAGCGCUGCGACCCCGUGGGCAAGACCCCAGGAAGCCUGGGCUCGUCAGCGUCGGCUGGCCAGGCAGCCGCCAGCGCUCCACUUCCCUUGGAAUCUGGGGAGCUCAGCCGCGGCGACUUGAGCCGUCGGGAGGACGCGGACACCUCAGGGCCCUGCUGCGAGCACACUCAGGAGAAGCAGAGCACAAGGGCACCCGCACCUGCCCCCUUCGUUCCUUUCUCGGGCGGGGGACAGAGACUGGGGGGCCCUUCUGGGCCCCUGAGGCCUCUGACAUCAUCUUCAGCUAAGUUGCCGAAGUCCCUCUCCAGCCCUGGAGGCCCCUCCAAGCCAAAGAAGUCCAAGUCGGGCCAGGAUCCCCAGCAGGAGCAGGAGCGGGAGCGGGAUCCCCAGCAGAAGCAGGAGCAGGAGCGGGAGCGGGAUCCCCAGCAGGAGCAGGAGCGGGAGCAGGAGCCGGAGCGGCCUGUGGACCGGGAGCCCGUGGACCGGGAGCCUGUGGACCGGGAGCCCGUGGACCGGGAGCCAGUGGUGUGCCACCCCGACCUGGAGGAGCGGCUGCAGGCCUGGCCAGCGGAGCUGCCUGAUGAGUUCUUUGAGCUGACGGUGGACGACGUGAGAAGACGCUUGGCCCAGCUCAAGAGUGAGCGGAAGCGCCUGGAAGAAGCCCCCUUGAUGACCAAGGCCUUCAGGGAGGCGCAGAUAAAGGAGAAGCUGGAGCGCUACCCAAAGGUGGCUCUGAGGGUCCUGUUCCCCGACCGCUACGUCCUACAGGGCUUCUUUCGCCCCAGCGAGACAGUGGGAGACUUGCGAGACUUCGUGAGGAGCCACCUGGGGAACCCCGAGCUGUCGUUUUACCUGUGCCUGUCUUCCUUCGGGAGCAUGGAUGGGCGAGGACCCCGGUGCUUCCUAACACGUAGGUGCCUUCUCUCCUCAGUCAUCACCCCUCCAAAAACAGUCCUGGACGACCACACGCGGACCCUCUUUCAGGUGAACCUCUUCCCGACUGCUCUGGUGCACUUUGGAGCCGAGGAGCCGGCAGGUGUCUACCUGGAGCCUGGCCUGCUGGAGCAUGCCAUCUCCCCAUCUGCGGCCGACGUGCUGGUGGCCAGGUACAUGUCCAGGGCUGCCAGGUCCCCUUCCCCAUUGCCAGCCCCUGACCCUGCACGUGAGUCUGAGCCAGCUGCUGAGGAGGGGGCGCUGGUCCCCCCAGAGCCCAUCCCAGGGACGGCCCAGCCCGUGAAGAGGAGCCUGGGCAAGGUGCCCAAGUGGCUGAAGCUGCCUGCCAGCAAGAGGUGAGAGCUGCCAGCCCGAGGUGCCCACUCUGCCAGCCACAGGACCACCUCCCCUGCCAGCAGGAAUAAAGACUUGUGCAUCCCUCAA